Lathyrus oleraceus (garden pea) is the source of this 569-nucleotide messenger RNA. RefSeq names its product root meristem growth factor 10. The transcript has 2 exons. Lineage: Eukaryota; Viridiplantae; Streptophyta; Magnoliopsida; Fabales; Fabaceae. The coding region runs from base 24 to 569 and encodes 181 amino acids. The record is from RefSeq and is a predicted model, not a curated record.
UCUUCCUUAAGCUUUUGCAUUUAAUGCAUAUUCAUUUCCUUUCUUACUACAAAUACUUCUUCUACUACUACCAUCAUAUCAUCACUUCAUAUUUUCACUAUCACACAACGAGUUUCAUUAUUAGGUCAAGAUUUCACAAGCAUCAAAUGUCAUCAACUGCAUAUGUUUUUCUUUUGUUUCUUUGCUUUUCCUUGCAUGCAUGCAAUGCCAGCAGGAGGAAUUUGAACUCUCUUGAUAAGAAGAUGGAGAAGAAAUUUAACUUUUCUCUUAAGAUCGUUGAGAAAAACGGAUUUGAUUCCAUUCAGAAGAAGAAGGUUAAUGAAGAUGAUGACAAGAUCAAGACUAAUGAGUUGGUUGGUGAUUCGGAGAAUUCGAAAAACCGAAAAAGUACUAUCCGGAGGAUGUUGAAAGGUGUGAGAAAAGUUUCAGUUUCAGUUCAUGGUUUACAAACAAAAUCUCAUGUUUCAGUUUCAUGGCGUGUGCCUCACAAGAAGAAGCAUAGUGAGAAACAUCCUGGUUUUAAUUUGGAUUAUUCACCACCUAAGACACAUCCUCCUUCUCACAACUAA